This is a messenger RNA of Salvelinus fontinalis (brook trout), 2098 nucleotides long. RefSeq lists its product as uncharacterized. The coding region runs from base 335 to 1339 and encodes 334 amino acids. The transcript is spliced from 5 exons. Lineage: Eukaryota; Metazoa; Chordata; Actinopteri; Salmoniformes; Salmonidae. The record is from RefSeq and is a predicted model, not a curated record.
AAAUCGAACAACUCAAGCUGCCUAGUAAAGGCCUCAAGUUUUUACACCACGCCCACGACUGUUUUCCCUCUUACUUGGAACUGCAGAUUUAACCAGUUUAAGUGACAGAAUAUGUCAGCUAAAAAUGCCUUUGUCUAGCUUGCAGUUAAUGCUUCAAUGUUUCAGCGUCGGGCCUCUGGGGCGGGAAGGCCACUUUCAAAGUUCCAUGCUUGGAUUCAUAACAUCGGCUGAGAUUGAAUUCUUUGCCAACAGCGACAUUUUCAUUGCAAAUAAAUUAAUCACACUGGCUUGGCAGUGAGGAAAUAAUAUGACAACGCUGAAGUGAGAGCAGAACAUGGACGUAGUUGUGCGCAAUAACCACAGAGGACACAAGGAGUCUGCUGUCCAGGCCGAGCACUUGAAACUGCCGGACCUAGGACUGAGACUGAAAGCUCAGGGCAUUCACAACAAGUACCUCUUCAAAGACAACAUCCCAGAAUACCCAAGGCCAGAGUUCUGGGUUUCCCAGCUCAAACACGACACGAAUGAAGGCGGGCUAUUUGGCAUAGCCGUCGAAAGCCAAGGGGGGUUCUGUGCUAGGGACAGAGAAGAGGGGCCAGAGGACCCAGAAGAGGGGCCAGAGGGUUUGGACCUGCUGUGGUGGAGCUUGUCUUUGGGAGCAGAGGAGAUGGCCUCGGCUGAACAACGUCUGCUCCAGACCAGGUACCCUGACAGGACAGAGGAGCAGGCCAGGGAGCAGAAAUCCUUCCUGCAGAGGUUCGCCACCUCACCUGCCUUCCUGGACACCUCUCGGCUGGGCUCCUACCGCUUCACCUUCCCCCUGGAGGAGCUACUUAAGAGAUACCGGGAACAGCUAUGCGUUGGACACGAGCCAAUCCUGCGUGUGUAUGAGACAGUCCUGUACAAACAGGAGGUGAUGUACUCAGUGCUAGUCCACAGUCACUUCAACAACGACCUCUUUGAGAAGUACCCUCUCCUCCAGGACAAUGACGAUGGAGUCUGCGCUUACAGAGAUGGACAAAUCAUUUGGAGACCCGAGGCCAUGUGUAAGACACACAGCUUCAAACUGGUGCCAAAGCCCUACCAGAACCAGGAUGUAGCCCACCUGAUCCCUGAUCCACAGAAACACCAGUUCUACGUUUGGGACAACAUUGCUGUAGCGUUCCACAUGGACGGUUCACAGAUGUUGACCUUCGAUACGUACAAUUUGAGAGACCAUCUGAGAUUCUGUGAGCCAGGAAGGCCACCAAUAUCCCCCGACUGUGAGUUCACCACAUACGAGGAGGCCAAAGACAUGGUGGACUGCUAUUGGCCUUACUACCACACCCCCCUGUUCUGAUUAACUUACUACCACACCCCCUGUUCUGAUUAACUUACUACCACACCCCCCUGUUCUGAUAAACUUACUACCACACCCCCUGUUCUGAUUAACUUACUACCACACCCCCUGUUCUGAUAAACUUACUACCACACCCCCUGUUCUGAUUAACUUACUACCACACCCCCCUGUUCUGAUUAACUUACUACCACACCCCCCUGUUCUGAUAAACUUACUACCACACCCCCUGUUCUGAUAAACUUACUACCACACCCCCCAUCCAAACUUACUACCAGAAUGAUGAUGAUCUACUAGGAUGCUUAUUUCUUGAUUUGCUGUUUGGAUUGUUUUCAUGAUUGUGUAUUUGGAUUGUAUUUGAGAGACAUUCUACUCCACUGUUGGAGAUAGUAACACAAUCUUUUCCAUGCACGUGCCAUAACACCUGCAAAUCUGUGUACGUGACCAAUAAACUUUGAUUUGAUGAUGAUUUUGAAGUCAAACGUAAAGGAAAGUUAAAAUUGUUAUUCUUUCAACAUGCUUCACUGGUUUAAACCCAGUAAGCUACAUGUGUUUGUGUUUUUGUUAGUCAUCACUCUUUCUUUGUCAGGUUUGAGAACAUAUUGCUUUUGUUAGUCAGCAGUACUAUAUUGUUUGUCAGGAUUGAGAAAAUAUUGCUUUUGUUAUUUUUGUGCCUUUGCUCUACAAGGAGCUAAAAGGACUCAAGUAUUUUUUGUUAAGUUAGAAUUUUUAAGAAAAUAAAUCUUCUACAUUGGGACUAAA